AUGUCAACAUUUGGAAGCCACUUCCGCGUGACGAGCGCCGGCGAGUCCCACGACAAGUCCGUAUCCUGCAUCGUCGAUAACUGCCCGCCCGGCCUCGCCCUCACCGAAGCCGACAUCCAGCCUCAGCUCGACCGCCGCCGCCCCGGCCAGUCCGCCAUCACCACGCCCCGCGACGAGAAGGACCUCGUCACCAUCCACUCUGGCACCGAGUUUGGCCGCACGUAUGACAAUCCCUACACCAUCGACCUCUACCCGCGCGCGUCGCACGCCGACUGGACCUACCUCGAAAAGUACGGAAUCAAGGCCAGCUCCGGCGGCGGCCGCUCCUCCGCGCGCGAGGCCAUCGCGCGCGUCGCCGCCGGCGCCAUCGCCGAGAAGUGGCUCCGCGAGACCUACGGCGUCGAGAUCGUCGCCUUCGUCUCCUCCGUCGGCAACAUCAAGCUCUUCGGCGACGCCGACGCCAUGAGCGCCGGCCCCAAGUUCCAGCAGCUCGCCACCACGCUCACCCGUCCGCAGGUCGACGAGUUCCUCCCCGUGCGCUGCCCGGACAAGGACGCCACCGUGCUGAUGGAGAAGCGCAUCGCGGCGCACGACAGCACCGGCGGCACCGUCACCUGCGUCGUGCGCAACGCGCCGCCGGGCCUCGGCGAGCCCACCUUUGACAAGCUCGAGGCGCUCCUCGGCCACGCCAUGAUGUCCAUCCCCGCCGUCAAGGGCUUCGAGGUCGGCUCCGACUUCCGCGGCUCCGAGAUGACCGGCAGCCAGCACAACGACCCCUUCAUCGUGCCCGCCGCCGACGGAGCCUCCCCGGCGACGCCCGGCGGGCGGCAUCUCCAACGGCAUGCCCAUGUCGCCUUCAAGCCUCCCGCCACCAUCAGCCAGAACCAGACCACGGCGCUCUACGACGCCUCGGGCGCCGGCAUCCUCGCCGCCAAAGGCCGCCACGACCCCUGCGUCGUGCCCCGCGUCGUGCCCAUCGUCGAGGGCAUGGCCGCGCUCGCCAUCGCCGACGCCGUCAUGGCCCAGCACGCGCGCCUGGUUGGUAGGCAGAUGGCCGCGCACCCGGCCAACUAA
Messenger RNA from Cordyceps fumosorosea ARSEF 2679, 1074 nucleotides. Its product is annotated as Chorismate synthase. The record is from RefSeq and is a predicted model, not a curated record. The transcript is spliced from 4 exons. Gene Ontology annotation, molecular function: chorismate synthase activity; FMN binding. Gene Ontology annotation, cellular component: cytosol. Gene Ontology annotation, biological process: aromatic amino acid biosynthetic process; chorismate biosynthetic process. The coding region runs from base 1 to 1074 and encodes 357 amino acids. NCBI's taxonomy places the organism in Eukaryota, Fungi, Ascomycota, Sordariomycetes, Hypocreales, Cordycipitaceae.